UUUGAAUAAAAUUGGUGAUGAAGGUGCAUCAGGCUUAGGUUCUGCUUUAGCAAAAUGCAUUAAUCUCUCAAAUUUGACACUUGACCUUUGUAGCAAUGAAAUUGGUGUAAUGGGUGCAUCAGGCUUAGGUUCUGCUUUAGCAAAAUGCAUUAAUCUCUCAAAUUUGACACUUAACCUUAGUAGCAAUGAAAUUGGUGAUGAAUGUGCAUCAGGCUUAGGUUCUGGUUUAGCAAAAUGCAUUAAUCUCUCAAAUUUUACACUUUAACUUCGUUGGAAUAAAAUUGGUGCAAUGGGUGCAUCAGGAUUAGGUUCUGUUUUAGCAAAAUGCAUUAAUCUCUCAAAUUUGACACUUGACCUUAGAAUCGGGGGAGCUAACUUUUGA
Messenger RNA from Tetrahymena thermophila SB210, 382 nucleotides. RefSeq lists its product as hypothetical. Gene Ontology annotation, molecular function: protein binding. Lineage: Eukaryota; Ciliophora; Oligohymenophorea; Hymenostomatida; Tetrahymenidae. The annotation marks the transcript as partial. Gene Ontology annotation, biological process: inflammatory response; positive regulation of MHC class I biosynthetic process; positive regulation of transcription by RNA polymerase II. The transcript has 5 exons. The record is from RefSeq and is a predicted model, not a curated record.